GUGGACUGCAUCUACUGCUGCUUGUGUUGUUGUUUGGAAACACCAAAUAAGGAAGAAUAAAAAGGCUGAUAACUAUUAGGACUUUUUAACCCAAAUGAAUGUUAGUUUCUUAGUGUGCGAUUAUUUGCUCUAGCAAAUUGUAUGGUGAACGAAUCCAGGCCUCUGAAAUCACAUGCUUCAUCAUUUUGUAUAUCAUCUCCACAAACACUAGAUAAAAUGGUUUUUCCUAUUUGUUUAUAUAUGCUGUUUGUUUGUUCUUUCUUUCCCAGAUAGCUUAUGGCCGAUUCUCACCAAAUCGUGAUGGCUAUCGUGAUUUAGACAUCUUUAUUCAGCAAAAAGAUGGAAAAAAGAUAGUAGAUCCUGAGAAGCAAAGUGCAUUAUGUUCUCGCUUGAAGGUAGAAAUGCUUCAUCCUCUGCGGGUCAUCAUUGCAAACCGAGGGCCAGAUACUGAGCUUCUUGUUGCAAAUCCAGUUGAAUUAUCUGGGAAGGGAAGACCACGGGUUUUCUAUGACGUCACACUAGCUCUAAAAGCUCUCGGGAUCUGUGUGUUCUCGGCUGAAAUUGGAAGGUAUUUAUUUUCAGACCGUGAAUGGGAAGUCUACAGAUUUCUUUUGGAUGAGAAUUGCAAAUUCCAAUUAUCAAAUAUGGCUGCCAGAAAUCAGAUUGUAGACAGGGUUAGAAGAACAUUGAUGGGCUCGUGAGUUGUCACUCCUUUUACAUGGAUUCUGAGUCCUGCCACUUUGAGGUUCUCCUCCAUGUGUUUUAGGCUUCAAUGAUCUCCUGACCCAUUUGUACAUUACUAAUUCACACUUUUGCCUAAAUUCUAUGAAUCAUCCUUGUUCUGAUAAUCACACUUGUUCAGCAUGUCUUCUCAUUUCUGAUUUCCUUUGGUUUACUGAGGAAAUACUUUUUUUUUUUUUUUAAGAAAAAGGAGAAAAACCUCUUACAUAUGUACUUAAUCUGACGGAAGGCAUGAUCCAUCCAUCCA
Molecule: messenger RNA, 988 nt
Organism: Rubroshorea leprosula
Lineage: Eukaryota; Viridiplantae; Streptophyta; Magnoliopsida; Malvales; Dipterocarpaceae
Source: the annotation of a GenBank genome assembly